UCCUGUACGUCUUCUAUAAAUACUGAUCGAAUUGAUAAGCUCCUCCAUAAUCCAUUCAGUGCAACAAUAAGCAAGCAUUCCCAAAAAUCCUCAAAGUUAGAACUGUUAAAGCUAGCUAUUAGUCAAAAGAAUCACGGUGGAGAUGGAACCAAAGGUGUUGCAUUUCGAGAACCCAGAAACUGAUGAUGAGACACUGAUUAAAGAGUUGCAAGCUAUGGUUCAGGCCGAUUUGGAUGAUGCAACUCAAUUACUAAACGGAGAAAUAAGAGCCAACACCAAUAUCAGCAACCGUACCAACCACGUGCUCACAAAGAUUGACACUUAUUUUUGGGCUGGAGAAAUGGUUAAUACGUGGUGGCCUGAUUUGGUUUCAAACGCAGUUUACCUAUUUGUCCAGAAAGGUACUCUCCCUCAAGGAAUCAAGUGGGGUUUUUCCUUAGCUACUGGUACCGAAUCCACUGAUCGUAAAUGGGUUGCGGCUUUUGAUGUGCUUGCCAGAAAGGCUUACUGUGAAUGCGGACCCAUCGGUCCAGUGGACUGGAAUGUAGUUGAAGAUAGAAUGGGUAAGUCUGGGAGCAUCAGCGAGUAUGUUGACCCUAUUUUUGGAGGAAGUAUCAAAGUUCAGUUCUAUGAGGGACAAUAUGGUGUCAUACCACACGCAUCUCUCCAAUAGAGUGGUAGCCUGAGAUCAUAACCACCAUCCUUCCAUUUUAAGUACUUUGUGUCCGUGAAAUGUUUAUCUUUGUUACCAAGCAUACAAUCUUUAUAUGAAAUUAUAAAUAAACUGUAUUUAUUAUUCGUCAA
Molecule: messenger RNA, 804 nt
Organism: Spinacia oleracea (spinach)
Lineage: Eukaryota; Viridiplantae; Streptophyta; Magnoliopsida; Caryophyllales; Amaranthaceae
Exons: 2
Coding region: 143-673 (176 amino acids)
Source: RefSeq, a predicted model, not a curated record